UAGUUGACACAUUCUUCUCUUUAGACAUGAGAACAACAGGAACUUUGUAUUCUAGGACUUGCAUCUGUGGCUCCCCCCAAGUUCUUAGACCUUUGCUCUUAGAAUGACACUUGCAUCAUUGGCCUGACUGCACCACACGGCUGGCACUGCAGAUCUCCAGUUUGCAGUCUGCCUGUUGUGGGACUUCCCAGCCUCUAUAAUCACGAGAAGGACACACCCUCACCAUGUGGCUCUACCUGUUAGUCCUCUUGGGCCUGUACCACCUUGUGCGCUGGUACCAGGAGAGGCAGGUGGUGAGCCACCUCCAAGACAAGUAUGUGUUCAUCACGGGCUGUGACUCGGGCUUCGGGAACCUGCUGGCCAGACAGCUGGACAUGCGAGGCUUGAGGGUGCUGGCUGCGUGUCUGACGGAGAAGGGGGCUGAGCAGCUGAGGAAGCAGACGUCAGAACGGCUGGAGACAGUGAUCCUGGACGUCACCCAGACAGAGAGCAUCGCUGCAGCCACCGAGUGGGUGAAGAAGCGUGUGGGGCAGAGAGGACUCUGGGGCCUGGUUAACAAUGCAGGUGUUGUCAGUGCGAUGACCCUCAGUGAGUGGCAGAAGAUGGAGGACUUUAUGAAUGUCCUCAAAGUGAACCUCAUUGGUUUGAUCGAAGUGACUCUGAGCGUGCUUCCCUUGGUGAGGAGAGCACGGGGAAGGAUCGUCAAUGUCUCCAGCUUUAUGGGAAGACUUGCUUUCUUUUCUGGACCCUACAGUUGCUCCAAGUAUGGAGUUGAAGCAUUUUCAGAUGUACUGAGGCGUGAGAUAAAAGGUUUUGGAGUGAAAGUCAGCAUAGUUGAACCUGGUUGCUUCAGAACUGGAAAAACAGACCCUCAGCGGUGCUUAGAGAGAAUGAAGCAAGCCUGGGAUGAAGCACCCAUGCAUAUUAAGGAAUCCUAUGGACAGUAUUAUUUUGAUGCUUAUUGCAACUCCAAAAAGGAAAUGCUGCCGAAUUAUAGCACAAACCUAUUCCUGGUCACUGACUGCAUGGAACAUGCUCUGACCUCUGUGCAUCCACGUACUCGAUAUUCAGGUGGCUGGGAUGCAAAAUUUUUCUAUAUUCCUCUAUCUUAUUUACCCACAUCACUGGCAGACUACAUAUUGACCAGAUCUUGGCCCAAACCAGUCCAGGCAGCCUAAAGAAAACUCCUUUAGUGUCUCUUGGCAUGAACAACAUAAAUAUCUGAAAUUGGUUGUUAGUGUCUCAGUAAUCCUUACUCUGAACCCAGACUGUUUGUAACAAUAAACAUUCCUUUAAAACUCUUUUCUCUGGGGCCGGGGAUUUAGCUCAGUGGUUCUGCCACCUGCUUCAAAAGCAGAUGGUCUGGAGUUCAAUCCCCAGUACCAAAAAAAUAAACCCAAAAAACAAACCUCAUUUAUCUGGCAUCAUUAGAGAACCAACAUAUUCACAUUGCAGAUAUCUAAAAUUUACUACUUUUUGUGAUGAAUCUUUACUAAUUUACAACAUUUAUUUUUGGAAAGAGUCUCACUGUGGUACACAGGCUGGCAUUGAACUUAUUAUGUAGCCCAGGCUGCCUCGACUCACAGUGAUCCUCCUGCCUCAGCCUCCUGAACGAUGGCAUUACAGGCAUGGGCCACCACUCUCUUUCCAUCAUUUAUGAUGAAAAUAUGUCUAAAAUAUCUUUCUUAUCCUGUUAAACUGAGCCUAGUAAAAACAAUUUAGCCUGUUUUUAUGUCAAUUCUUUAUCUAUGUGAACAGUUCUUUUGUGUGUGAUUAAUUCUUGUUCAGGGAUUAUUGACAAAUGUGUAGAUCUAUUUAUUUUUAUCUGAACAAGGUCUGUACUAUGGCCCUUUAAUAGAAUUUUUAUUUCUCUUUCCUUUUUGCCAGCUGUUAUUCAAUAUAUUUCUCCCUUAUUUAAAACCGGUGACUUUUAUUUUAAAAUCCAAAUAAUUUACACAUGCAUAGCUAAUACUCAAUUAAUAGUUAAAAGAAUAAAAGAAAUUCCUCAUUUUCAUUCUUACGGAUCAGUGCUGCUAAUUACUGGCAAAUGCUUUAACAUUUAGCCAUUUUUUUUCUGGUGUUUAACCCUGAAUUUUUGAAUAAAACUCUCUAUUCAUGAUUUACUAAGUUUAGAUAUUUUUACUGAAUUUCUGUUAUAGCAAAUGAGAAUUUAUUAAGAGAAUUUAUUAUUUAUGCCACUUUCUUGCCCAUUUCUUCUGUGCUCUUAUUUUUAAUAUGAUUUGACCAUAUUUCUAGCAAAUUACUAGUGUUUCCAUGGUUAUGGAGGGAAUAUUGUUUACUGUUUAGUCAUUUUUCUUUACAAUAUUUUUCUCCCCCUUGGGUAACUUACUGUGUUACUUUUGAGUUUGCAAAGGUUUUAAAUUACCUUAAUUUUUCCAUCUGUUCUCUCAGAUUGGCAAGAAAACUACCAGUACUAUUUUCUUAGCAGCUAAAUCAAUCACAGAAUUAUUCAUUGCAUCUCAACUCCCUCCCUCCUGCCCAGGGAGACUCCUUCUCUGUUGUCCUUUUGCUGUCUGAGCUCUUUGCUCUCCAGUUCUGCUGCUCAGUUAUUUCUCCCAAACUUCUCAUCUCUCUUGCUGUUUGAUCCUGUUUCCCAGAACGUGUGGCUCUUGGUUUUCUUUCCUUGCUUUUUAUUUUUCUUUUUUAGACAAGUUCUCAUAUGUAACCCAUGCUAGCGUUGAACUCACAGUGAUUCUCCUGCCUCAGCCUCCCAAGUGCUGGGAUUAUUGGUGUGUGCCACCACACCCACCUUGGUUUUCUUUCUUACUUGGGCAGACCCCAUUCUCGCUCUUUCCUAAAUCUCUACAAGUCUGAUAAGGGCUCUGUUCUCCUAAUAGAUUGGCUAUAUAUGGAAUUCUUGGGUGGAAAAUCAUUUUCAGAAACUUCCUCUUCUAUUUUGUAAGAUACAUAAGUACCUUAACACCACUCUGAUUCAUGGUUCUUGUUGUUUGAGUUCUUUUUGCCCCCAUUCUAUGGAAACUUUACAAUCUUCAUUGCUUGUGUCCUAAAUUUCUCCGGGAUGGGGUAGAGGUAGAUCUUUCAUUCCCUUAUGCUGAGUUCGCAGCACAAAUCACAAUGUAGGAGAUCAGAGAACUGCUUCAAUAGUGGCAAGCAGAUGAGAGAGGAUUUGGUGUAGUGUUCAAGUGGGAAGAUUGGCUUUAGGGAGAAGCUUGACAUAAAUAAAAGUUUAUUUUCUACAGUAAUAAGAUAGUACGUAGGUCAUCCAGGUUGGUUUAUAGCCUAUGCACAUCUUUUCCUCUAGUUUGUCACCUCAAGGUUUUGUUACGGUUGCUGCAGAUUCAAACCUCACAUCAAUUCACUAGACAUUUAUAGGUAAGGAGAAGGGUGAUAGUGCCUACAUUUGUCCCCCCCCUUUUUUUGUGGUACUGGGGCCUGAACCAAGUAAGCACUGGGCUACUUUUCCAGUGCUUUUUAUUUUCAUCUUUUGAGACAGGGUUUUGCUAAGUUACCCUUGCUGGCCUCAAACUUUUGAUCAUCCUGCGUCAACUUGCAAAUCAGAGGGGAUUACAGACCUGAACCACUGGCUGCAUUUGUCCUCUUGUGUGAGGAAAGCAAAAGGUUUUUCCAAAUUCCCUAUUGUAUAGUUGUAGUUUUUCUAUGUGCACUUGACUGUAUAUAGUCAAUUAUUGCUUCAAUUGGUACACUUUUGACAGUGAAAAAGUGAUUGCAUUGGUGAUUUACAAAGGGAUAACAAGUAUGAAGUAGUACUGUUCUAGGUAAAUUAGUGCAUCCAAUUUUAUUCAAUUAGGCAUGAAACAUUUCUUUUACUAUGUGUUUCAUAUUUUUAGAAUGCCUAUAGCAAUACCAUUGUGAAAAAGAAAUCUACCAGUUGGAGUUCAGUAUUUAGUUGUUGGUUUUAGAUAAAAUAAAAACUCAAAGUAGUUCUUUCAAAGAGCAGUUGUUUUCUUUACCUAUUCUGUAUACUUUUAUUAUUCAUUUGAAAUAUAGUUUGGUUUCUUUUUUCCCUAUUGUGAGUAAUUUGACUUUUCCCCUGCAUGAUAUUGAUUUAUUUUUUGAAUAUUUGAAACAUUGUCACGAUUCUACAGUCAAACCUAGAUUUUUUUGUUUUUGUUUUUGUUCUGCUUUUUUGAGACAUAGUCUUGCUGUGAAGUUCAGGUUGGCCUUGAACUCAUGGCAAUCCUCCUGCCUCACCCUCCCAAAUGCUGGAAUUACAGGCAUGUGCCACCAUGCCUGGAAAACCUAGAUGAUUUUGAAGCGAAUAUGGCAUCAUAUUAGGAACUGUAGUUUUGCGAAUGUUACCAUUUGCAGCAACAAGAAGAAAAAUAUGUUAUCUAGGAAUAAACCUGUGCAAUAUUCAUUUUGAAAACUGUAAAAUUUCAUUGGAAAACAUUGAAGAAAGCAUAUAUAAAUAUAAACAGAUACAAUAUUCGUGAAUAAUGUUUCAAUAUAAAGUGAUACAUCAUUUUCCCUCAAAUAACUUAUAAAUUCAAUGUGAUUCCAGUCCAUCAAAAUUCCAACAGUUUUUUUGGAAAUUGAGAAGCUGCUUUUUACAUUUAAUGGAAAAACAAGAGGAAAGAGGAAUCAAGAAAAUUUGGAAGUACAAGCUGAGGGAACCUGCAUCUCCAGACAUUAAGAGUUUAUAGCCAGGUGCACUAGCAAAUGCCUAUAAUCCCAGCUAUUCCUGGAGCCGAGGCAGGAGGAUGGCAAGUUUGAGACUAGUCUAUGCACCUUUGUGAGACCCUGUCUCAGAGAGUAGGAGUGAAGAACUUACCGUACAAUUUACUAUUACUUUUUAUUUUAAAUGAUAUAAUCAAAUAGAUGCAAAAGGAUGACAAAUAGAUGUAUAGAACAGAGUGAGGAGCUGAAAUUUACAUGAAAAUUUGAUGUAACAGGAAGCAUAAUGAGGUAGUGGGAAAAUGAUUCAAUAAAUAGGGCAGGGCAAAGUUUUUCUUAUGCAGAAUAAUAACUUUGGAUUCCUACCCUAUACCAUGCACAAAGGCAAAUCCUAGUGGAACGAAAAUCUAAAUACGAAACACAAAAGUUAAAAAAUCUUCAACAUAAUCCUUUGGAGAUUGACCAGAGGUAUAUCGGAAAUAGCAUGUGAAUUAAUGUUUUUCUUAAGCUGAGUGUUAGGUUAAUAAGUGUGAAUGAUACUUAAUGUUGUGCAUAAAAUAUUGUAUGCCUCCAAUGUUAAUAAGAAAAUGAAAUGCAAAACAUGUCAUGGUCUGUGUAAUCACAAACUAUAGGAACUCAAAGAACACACCUACUAGUGCUCUGUGUAAACAAUCAAUAAACUUGUGGAAUGUAAAACACCCAUA
Messenger RNA from Heterocephalus glaber (naked mole-rat), 5321 nucleotides. Its product is annotated as 17-beta-hydroxysteroid dehydrogenase type 6. Gene Ontology annotation, biological process: steroid metabolic process. Gene Ontology annotation, molecular function: oxidoreductase activity. Gene Ontology annotation, cellular component: intracellular membrane-bounded organelle. Lineage: Eukaryota; Metazoa; Chordata; Mammalia; Rodentia; Bathyergidae. The record is from RefSeq and is a predicted model, not a curated record.